AUGGUGUGCAUUCCCUGCAUCGUCAUUCUAGUUGUGCUCUGGGUCUACAAAAAGUUCCUGGAACCAUAUAUAUACCCUCUGAUUUCCCCCUUUGUUAGUUGUAUGUGGCCUAGGAAAGCUAUACAAGAAUCCAAUGAUAAAAACAAAGGCAAAAUAGACUGUAAGGGUGCAAACACAAAUGGAUUACCAACAAGAGGACCAACAGAAAUCUCUGAUAAAAAGAAAGACUUAAGUGACUGUCACAAAGGAUCUCAUUGUUUUAAAAAUGGAUCGCUCUUCAAAUUUGAGGAGUAUAAUUUUACUGUGAAACAGUGCAGUGAGACUGUGCGGUGA
Messenger RNA from Lagenorhynchus albirostris (white-beaked dolphin), 333 nucleotides. Its product is annotated as UPF0729 protein C18orf32 homolog. The record is from RefSeq and is a predicted model, not a curated record. Gene Ontology annotation, biological process: positive regulation of canonical NF-kappaB signal transduction. Bases 1 to 333 code for a protein of 110 amino acids. Lineage: Eukaryota; Metazoa; Chordata; Mammalia; Artiodactyla; Delphinidae. The transcript has 2 exons.